CCUGACCAUUGGGCAUUCAUCUUGGGUCAGGUGGAAAAGAAUGGGUGAUUGGUUUACGAGCCGACAUUCUCUGUCCUGAUUGGACGGAAAGGUGUGCGCGAGGAGACGGUGAGAGGAGAGAGAGAGAGAGCGGAUCUCCAGCAGAAGUGUAUCCCCUUCAGCACUCGCUGGCUGUGCCGGCUCAGCACACACUCACACAGACUGAAGACUGCGAUGUGACUGCUUACCAGAGGAAUACAGCGUGUUCCAGUGGGGAUUUUUUCUCUCUUCUCUGUCAGCAGGAUAAUGGGAGAGGACGGACAGGGAGUCAGACUGGCCAUGCCGGCCACUUGGGCUGUUCUGGUUCUCUUCACGGUUACUUCAGUGCAUGCAGUGGAAGAGACGGUGAUGGAUACAAGGACGGCGACAGCUGAGCUUGGCUGGAUAUCGUUCCCUGCCAAUGGAUGGGAGGAGGUGAGCGGUUAUGAUGAGAACCUGAACACCAUCAGGACGUACCAGGUGUGUAACGUGUUUGAGCCCAGCCAGAACAACUGGCUCCUCACCACUUACAUCGACCGGCGCGCGGCGCAACGCAUCUACGUGGAGAUCCGCUUCACUGUGCGCGACUGCGCCUCCAUACCGAGUGUCCUGGGCUCCUGCAAAGAGACGUUCAACCUCUACUACCUAGAGACCGACAGGACCGUUUCAGACGGCAUCAAAGGGGUGGAGUACUGGGCCAACGCUCCCUUCCUAAAGGUGGACACCAUUGCAGCAGAUGAGAGUUUCUCCCAGGUCGAUUUCGGGGGCAGGCUGAUGAAAGUGAACACAGAAGUGAGGAGUUUUGGGCCUCUGUCCAAAGGCAGAGGUUUCCAUUUGGCUUUCCAGGACUUAGGUGCUUGCAUGUCGCUUCUGGCCGUCAGGGUAUUUUACAAGAAAUGCCCCAGCAUCGUGCAGAACUUUGCUUUCUUCCCAGAGACGCUGACCGGAGCAGAGUCCACCUCAUUAGUCAUCGCCAGAGGAAGCUGCAUCCCCAACGCCGAGGAAGUAGACGUGCCCAUAAAGCUCUACUGUAACGGAGACGGAGAGUGGAUGGUACCCAUAGGCAGCUGCAGCUGCAAGGCGGGUUAUGAACCUGACAAUGGCAAUGUGUGCCGAGCUUGUCCUCAGGGCACCUUUAAGUCAUUCCAGGGGCCAGGACUGUGUCAGCAAUGUCCACCCAAUAGUCGCUCCACUAUCGAAGCUGCCACCCUCUGUGGUUGUCGGAAUGGCUAUUACCGAGGAGACAUGGACAAACCGGAGGACCUGUGUACCAGUGUCCCUUCAGCUCCUCGCAAUGUGGUCUCAGUGGUCAACCAGACAUCAGUGAUGUUGGAGUGGCACCCACCACGUGACACUGGACACCGCGACGACUUGUCGUAUAAUUUGUUGUGUCGCCGAUGCCACAGCAAUGAGCGGCGGGCUUGUCAGCCAUGUGAUGACAGCGUGGUGUUUGUUCCAGGCAAACAGGCGUUAAAGGAAACAAGGGUUGAGAUCAGCAAGCUGCGGGCCCACACGUCGUACACCUUUGACAUACAGGCAGUCAACGGAGUCUCCAACAAGAGCCCUUACCCCGCCCAACAACUGUCAAUCAACAUUACAACCAAUCAAGCUGCUCCCUCAGUAGUUCCCAUAAUGCACCAAGUGAGCUCAACAAGUCGCAGUUUCUCGUUGUCAUGGCCACCGCCCGAACAGCCCAAUGGAAUCAUCCUCGACUACGAGAUACGAUACUAUGACAAGUUGCAGUCAUCCGUGCUGAACAGUUCGAUGGUCCUAAGCGAAACACCUAAUGUGGUUCUGGAGGGUCUGAGACCCGGGACCGGCUAUGUGGUCCAGGUGAGGGCCCGCACUGUAGCGGGCUACGGAGCCUACAGCAAAGAGAUGCUCUUCCAAACCCUCACCGACGAUGAAUAUAAGUCAGAGCUCGGACAGCAGCUCUCUCUGAUUGCUGGCUCCUUAGUAGGUGGAGUGUGUAUUGUAUCACUAGUAGCUAUCGCCAUCAUCUGUACCAGGAGAAGGCAGCUGAAGGAGAGCGUAUAUGGUGACAAGCUGCAGCAGUACAACACAGGAGGAGAGGUGACUCUGAGGCCAGACAUGUUCAGUGGACCCACACCCACUGUGACCUUUCCCAGCCUAUCUGAGGGUCACAGUUCACCGGGGGUCAAGAUCUACAUUGACCCUUUCACCUACGAGGACCCCAAUGAGGCUGUCCGAGAGUUUGCCAAGGAAAUCGAUCCCUCCUGUGUCAAAAUAGAGGAAGUCAUCGGAUCAGGCGAGUUCGGUGAGGUGUACAAAGGUCGCCUGAAACCUGUGGGGAAAAAAGAAAUCCCUGUGGCCAUCAAGACCCUGAAGGUGGGCUACUCUGAGAGGCAGAGGAGGGACUUCCUGUCAGAGGCCUCAAUCAUGGGCCAGUUUGACCAACCGAAUAUCAUCAGACUGGAGGGCGUGGUCACCAAGAGCAGGCCUACGAUGAUAAUCACAGAGUUCAUGGAGAAUGGAGCACUGGACUCAUUUCUCAGGCAAAAUGAUGGGCAGUUCCCAGUGAUCCAGCUGGUUGGUAUGCUGAGGGGCAUCGCAUCUGGAAUGAGGUACCUGGCGGAGAUGAGUUAUGUUCACCGGGACCUGGCAGCUCGAAAUAUCUUGGUUAACAGUAACCUCGUGUGUAAGGUGUCUGACUUCGGCUUAUCACGUUAUCUGGAGGAGGACACCUCCGACCCCACCUACACCAGCUCGCUGGGAGGUAAAAUCCCCGUGAGGUGGACGGCACCAGAGGCGAUCGCCUACAGGAAAUUCACGUCAGCUUCAGAUGUCUGGAGUUACGGGAUCGUCACCUGGGAGGUGAUGUCAUAUGGAGAGAGACCUUACUGGGACAUGAGCAACCAAGAUGUGAUAAAUGCCAUAGAGCAGGACUUCAGGCUUCCAGCUCCCAUGGACUGUCCGGUAGUGCUGCACCAACUGAUGCUGGACUGCUGGCAGAAAGACAGAAACGCCCGGCCAAAGUUCCCCGAUAUUGUCAGCAUGUUGGACAAAAUGAUACGCAACCCUGCAUCUCUCAAAGCCGGCACCAACAACAUGGUCCCUGGUCCUUCCCAUCAUCCCUUGUUAGACCGUGGAGCUCCAGACCUAAGCAGGGUGAGCUCAGUAGAAGACUGGCUGACUGCAUUGAAGAUGACCCAGUAUAGAGACUCCUUUCUGGGCUCGGGCUUCACCUCUUUGCCGCUCAUCACACAAAUCACAGCUGAAGAUCUGCAGAGGAUUGGAGUGUCUCUAGCCGGACACCAGAAGAAGAUCCUGACCAGCGUGCAGCUGAUGAGGCACCAAGCCGAUGAUCAGUCUCCUACCGAAUCCGUGUAGCCACACGGGGGAAAUACUCGACCUGGGUGCAGU
Messenger RNA from Oreochromis aureus, 3402 nucleotides. RefSeq names its product ephrin type-B receptor 1-like. The transcript is spliced from 20 exons. NCBI's taxonomy places the organism in Eukaryota, Metazoa, Chordata, Actinopteri, Cichliformes, Cichlidae. The coding region runs from base 286 to 3369 and encodes 1027 amino acids. The record is from RefSeq and is a predicted model, not a curated record. Gene Ontology annotation, cellular component: plasma membrane; neuron projection. Gene Ontology annotation, molecular function: transmembrane-ephrin receptor activity; ATP binding; protein binding. Gene Ontology annotation, biological process: protein phosphorylation; axon guidance; cell surface receptor protein tyrosine kinase signaling pathway.